AUGACUCCCGCCCCUGCCUUGGUCCACGGCAUCAACGAGCCGCCUCUAUGGUCCAAGACCUUGGGCUCACUGAUUGAUGAGCAAGCAGAUCGUUAUGAGAAUCACACAGCUGCGGUUUUUUCGUGGCAGAAUGUACGACUGUCAUAUCGCCAGUUGGCCGAUCAGUCCAAAAUACUCGGCAAAGCAAUGCUUGAGAUGGGCCUCCGAAAUGGUGACUGUAUCGGUGUCAUGGCAGGAAAUUGCUAUCAAUAUAUCGAGGUGUUCCUGGCAGGUGGUCGUAUUGGAUGCCCAGUCGUUGUAUUGAACAAUACAUACACCGCUGACGAGCUUAGAAAUGCUGUUCAGAAAAGCUCAUGCAAGCUCGUUUUUGUUUCGUCUGAGAUUGGCUCUCGAAAUCUUUCGGGACACAUCGAUGUCCUCCGCGGGUCAAGUCGAAAGAACCCCAUGCUCCCCGAUCUGCGCUGCGUUGUUUGUCUUGAGGGUAGCCAGGGCGGCGAUGCCGGGGUAGAGAUGCAAACAUACAAUACUUUCACCUCGAAUGGGCAUUCUGUUUUCAUGAAUGACUCUGUCCUCAAGCGUGCAGAAUCCUUGGUUCGGCCUGGUGAUGUUCUUAAUUUGCAAUUUACUUCCGGAACCACUGGCUCUCCCAAAGCAGCCAUGCUAACCCACAUAAAUCUUAUCAACAAUGCUCGGUUCGUGGGCGAUGCAAUGGCAUUAACCCAUGAAGAUGUCCUCUGCUGUCCACCGCCUCUAUUUCACUGCUUCGGCCUUGUGCUAGGCUUCCUCGAUUCAUACACGCAUGGUAGUACCAUCGUAUUUCCGUCCGACUUCUUCGAUGUGAGAAAGGUCGUGGACGCACUUGUCGAAGAGGACGUCACGGUGCUCCUAGGCGUCCCGACGAUGUUUAUUUCCGAGCUAGAAGCCAUGGAAAAAACAGGCCAGCGACCACGACGUCUUCGGACCGGCCUUGCUAGUGGCUCAGCAGUCUCACAGGACCUAAUGAAUCAACUCCGUGCGAAAAUGGGAGUUGAGAAAAUGCUCAUCGCAUAUGGCAUGACGGAGACUAGUCCCGUUACCUUCAUCACGUCGCUCAGCGAUCCUGAAUCGAAAGCGACCACGACCGUCGGCAGAGUGAUCCCGCAUACUUCUGCAAAGGUCAUUGAUUCCAGUGGUAGGUUGCUUCGCAGAGGAGAACGGGGUGAGCUUUGCACGAGUGGGUUCGCUUUGCAAAAAGGAUACUGGAAGAAUGAGGAAAAGACCAAGGAAUCUAUGAAAGAAGAUGAGAAGGGCAUUCGGUGGAUGCAUACCGGUGAUGAAGCCAUUCUCGAUGACGAGGGGUAUGCCCAUAUCACUGGUCGAAUCAAGGAUAUCAUCAUUCGCGGUGGUGAAAACAUCUUUCCCCGAGAGAUUGAGGAAAGACUCAUGCAGCACCCUGCCGUCAACGAGGCCAGCGCUGUGGCUAUCAAGGACAAAAGAUACGGUGAAGUGGUGGGAUGUUUCUUGAAGGAAGUCGAGGGGACUUUCCGUCCAAAGAAUGAGGAACUCGCGAAAUGGGUCGGGCAGCUUCUUGGCCGGCACAAAGCCCCUUCAUACUGCUUCUGGCUUGGUGAUGCUGGUAUUGACACCGACUUCCCAAAAACCGGCAGUGGCAAGAUCAAAAAGCACGUCCUUUGUGAUAUCGGAAAUAAUGUGGUUCACAAUGGCUCCGUUAAAGCAAGACUUUAG
Molecule: messenger RNA, 1725 nt
Organism: Penicillium manginii
Lineage: Eukaryota; Fungi; Ascomycota; Eurotiomycetes; Eurotiales; Aspergillaceae
Product: acetyl-CoA synthetase-like protein
Exons: 4
Coding region: 1-1725 (574 amino acids)
Biological process (GO): fatty acid metabolic process
Molecular function (GO): medium-chain fatty acid-CoA ligase activity
Source: RefSeq, a predicted model, not a curated record